CUAACACAAACAUAUAAUCUAUUAAUACGUACUAACAUUUAAAUCUCUCUGAAAGGUUAAGUCAACAUUGGUGUGCCUCAACACAAUAGGAAAAAGUAAUACAUCAUAAAAUGAUUAACAAAUUACUACUUUAGGGUUGUAAUCAUGGUGACUGUAUUUAAAUGGUGCACAAGAGUAACUUGUCACAAAACACAGUGGAAAGACUAACUGACGACAAGCCUGCUCAAGAAAAAUCUAUUUUCAUAACUCAAACUAUGAAAACUGAAAUGGGACUUUGCAUAUUUUUUACAAUGGUGGCUUUUGUGACUUUUACUGAUUGCAGGCCAUACAGAUCCUACCCUGUUUUCAAAAGACCAUUACGGCAAAUAGAUUGGGAAAGAUCAACAGUACUUGAUGAGGCUGAGAAUGAAAAAAGGUCUUACUCUCCUUAUGUGGACACCUUUGAUUUCAAACAACCAUAUCAACAAUCAGAGCGGGACAGAUCAACAGCUCUUAAUGAACUCGUCAACCAAUUAGUAAUGGCUAUGAAACAAAAAAGAGAUGCCAGCUGCAUUGAGUGUUCUGGUAUAGCAUGCUCAAGCUACUGUCUUACCACUCUCAAACGUCGAACUGCUCUUCCACUAAAGAGGCCUGCUUCUCCUGCAGAUGUUCUGGACUCGGAUGUCCAACUUCUUGCUAAGAGGCAAUGAUUGCGUUACCUGUGCAGGAUGGCAAUGCAGUAUCUUAUGUGGGAGAUGAUAGGACAACUUAUUAACACAGACUGACACUUUUGCAAAUAUGCCAACAUUGAUUUUGAAUGGAAGACAUUUCAUAGUGAUGACUUUCCCAAAUAGAAAAAACAGAAUAUCAUAUAAUAAAAAUAAACAAUGUAAUAUUUGAGCCUGUAUAUUGUAAAAAUGAGAUAUUAAACCCAUAUGAUAAAAUAUCAUUUUGUUGAUUGGGUGGGAGAUCAACAAAAGGAAAUAUUUUAUAGUUGUUAACUGAAUUUAACAGUCUUGCCAAAUGUAUGGGAUUACUUGGUACUGGGGCUAGUUCACCUGGACUUAAAUAAUCAAUUCACACAUUCACAAUUCAAAAUCUCCACCAGGGGAGAUCUUAAUCAAAGAUGGCUGACCUACAAAAAUAUGAAUCAUCGCCCAUGGUCGAAAUAAAUGCUUUGAAAUUUAUUUAAAGAAGUGUAAAUAGUACAUAAUUAAAAUGUCUUUAGAAUUCUGCAGUAAAUGUAGUCCUCUGUUCUGAAUACUCUGUUUGAUUUCAUGCACAAAAACUAUCACAUCUGGCAUAGCACCAUUUAUAAAACUAUCUUGUUCAUCAAUUUUGUAUGGGUACAAAUGUCAAGGAAAUGCUUCUGAUAUACUAUGUGUGCAAAGUUUCUUUAAUGUACUAAAAUGAAUAAUUUGUGUAAAUAUACAUUGUGAAAAAACAAAAUAA
This is a messenger RNA of Owenia fusiformis, 1431 nucleotides long. The record is from the annotation of a GenBank genome assembly. NCBI's taxonomy places the organism in Eukaryota, Metazoa, Annelida, Polychaeta, Sabellida, Oweniidae.